AUGUCGUACGCCUCCCGAAAGGACUUUGCUCGUCCCAAUCGCCGCGCGCCGUAUCUUCAGUUGAGGUUGGAUCGCUACUUCACGUCACCGUCGAAGCCGUGCCAUAUAAACGAUCUUCCGCUCGAACUGCUCGGCGAGAUUCUGGUCUACGUUGCCUACGAUACUGUGCACGAGGAUAUACUUCACUGCGACCCAAUAACACUUCCCGAUACGCAUUGGAAGGCACGGACAGACGAUGGCAAUAACGACAAAGUCUGGCCGCCCGCUGAGUAUCCGGUCUUUGGUGACUCUCUCUGCAUAGCGGAGUUACGUUUCCACAAUGGGUGCCGUGAGUUCUGCUCGACACUACCUUGGAACUGGCUCGAAGUAACGCGUGUAUGCAAGCGUUGGCGCGAUGCAGCACACUCUUCGCCGGCAUUCUGGUCGCGCAUCCCGUUACAAAACCCAAUGAUCGCCUGGCGAUCUAUAGGGCUUUCCGGCACCCUCCCAUUAAGCCUCAUAGCUCACUUCGCCACCAAAUGGCAAGUGCGUCGAACUCUGGACCAGGCACUCCGCCUGCUCCAUCGCACCAACGAGGUCUCUUUAACAGGCCAAGUCAUAAACUCGGUUGAGUGGGACUAUAUUGCCUCAUGGCUAUGCUCUCCCGCACCAGAGCUUCAACGCCUGCAUCUGGAGUCUUAUGCCAUCGGCGGAUACCGCCAGAUAGACGGCCAUCGCCUCUUCGCCUGCCGAGCGCCUCCAAACCUGCGUGAGGUGCAACUGCGUGGCUUCCUCAUGCCUCAAGUCUGCGGAACACUGCUUCCUGCUACCCUCACGUCGCUCGUCCUGGAGCAAUGCUCGCUGGGCCCUUGGAGCGUCUUUCCCUCGAGCAAUCCAGCGGAGAGGGGAUCUAGCCUCUCUUUCUUCGAUGCGCUGGCUCGGAUGCCUUUGCUUGAAGUGCUCUCUGUGACGGGCACGCGAUUACCAGAAGACCUCGAAGAGCUGGACGUGUUCGUUGAACCAGAGCGGGUCAAUCUAUCCCAUCUUCGCCAGCUCACGUUUCAGGGGAGUCUGCGCGCUAUAUAUCGCGUGCUUGUCAGCGUCGAUCUACCAAUUACCACUAGCAUCGUUCUCUGGUUCCAGUACGACUCGAGGACCGGGAUUCAAGACGAUUCGGAGGCCGUUGACGUAUCGAAGCUUCUUGCCGUCUUCGAGAAGCACCUGUCCUCCGCGACGCGUGAAGGGUCAUACUACGAGCAGACAAAGCUGAGGUUCAGCUUGGAACCAGGUGAAUACGCAGAACGCGAGGUCUCGUGCACCUUCAUAAACCCUCGACAAUGUGGAGAGCAUGCUCUUCCUGAGCGCAUGCAGUUCGUACACUUCAUCAACGGGGAUAGCGGGGAUACGUUGUACUUCACGGACGAGAUCCACGCCCUGGCAAACUCGAUAUGCGAUAUCGUACCGCACAACGGUCCCGAUGUCGCGCUUGAGGUCUCUCAAGCUUACGGAUUCGAAGAGGCGGAUCUGAGGCCGGACGACUGGUUGAGGUGUGCGGCGUCGAUGACCGGUCUCACACACUUGCACCUCGACGGAGAAGCCGGGAUCGAGUUCUUCGCUUGGUUGAUAGUCCACGAGGGGCGACUGCAGCACACCGAAGAUACACCCCAACCUACACUCUACCCGCUGCUCGCCUCGCUCAAGCUUUCGGGCGAGUGCCACAUCACAGACGAUGGCUACGAGAACUCCCUCUUGUCCCACGUUCUUUGGAUGCUCGAACACCAUAAGUUCGCGGUAUCGGUGAAGGGCUGUUUGGGGGACUUUGGCGCGCGGAAGAAGUUGUGCGAGGUGAUUGGUGAGAAACUGGAGUGGGAUUGGAAGGAGAAUGAGUUGGCGUAUUGGGAGGAGAUGAUGGUCUGUCCGAAUCAGCUUGAGCGGAUGUUUGAGUCUAUGGUGUAG
Molecule: messenger RNA, 1935 nt
Organism: Peniophora sp. CBMAI 1063
Lineage: Eukaryota; Fungi; Basidiomycota; Agaricomycetes; Russulales; Peniophoraceae
Source: the annotation of a GenBank genome assembly